Rubroshorea leprosula is the source of this 1217-nucleotide messenger RNA. Lineage: Eukaryota; Viridiplantae; Streptophyta; Magnoliopsida; Malvales; Dipterocarpaceae. The record is from the annotation of a GenBank genome assembly.
AGAUCUCCAAACACAACUCGUAGCCAUCUUCCCCCGUUUCUCCAACUUUGACUCUGUUGCUCUUGAUUCAACUUCUUCAAGUACUGCAACAUGGCCAAGGAGUCGUCGGAGCAUGGGUCAUUCCACAGCAAGGACUACCAGGACCCUCCGCCAGCACCUCUUUUCGACGCGGUGGAGCUCAUCAAGUGGUCCUUUUACCGGGCUCUGAUAGCCGAGUUCAUAGCCACUCUUCUCUUCCUCUACAUCACUGUCUUGACUGUGAUUGGCUACAAGAGUCAGUCUGACCCUAAGAACGGCGACGCCUGUGCCGGAGUCGGCAUCCUCGGAAUCGCCUGGGCCUUCGGCGGCAUGAUCUUCAUUCUUGUCUACUGCACUGCCGGCAUUUCUGGUGGUCACAUAAAUCCGGCAGUAACAUUUGGGCUGUUCCUGGCCCGCAAGGUGUCUAUGGUGCGGGCCGUGAUGUACAUGGUGGCUCAGUGCCUUGGAGCCAUAUGUGGAGUGGCGCUCGUCAGGGCGUUUCAAAAAUCAUACUACACGAGGUACGGCGGCGGGGCCAACAGGCUCGCCGCAGGGUACAGCACAGGAACUGGACUCGCCGCUGAGAUCAUCGGCACCUUUGUCUUGGUCUACACCGUCUUCUCAGCCACUGAUCCUAAGAGAAACGCCCGUGACUCCCAUGUCCCCGUUUUGGCUCCGCUUCCAAUUGGAUUUGCUGUGUUCAUGGUGCACUUGGCCACCAUCCCCAUCACCGGCACCGGAAUCAACCCCGCCAGGAGUCUUGGAGCCGCCGUGAUUUUCAACGAAAAUAUUGCUUGGGAUGAUCAUUGGAUCUUCUGGGUUGGACCCUUCAUUGGUGCAGCCAUUGCAGCAUUCUACCACCAGUUCAUCUUGAGAGCAGGAGCUGUUAAGGCUCUGGGGUCAUUCAGGAGCCAAACCCAUGUCUAAUUUCCCCUAAUUAUUUCCUCCGCCUAUGCUUUGUAUUAGAGGAUAAAUAUUUAGGAAAAAAAAAAAUGAGAAAAGUGCUCUUCUGUAUCCCUGUCUCUUCUUCUCCAAGGGAGGCCUUUAUUACCCCUUUUAAUAUUUAAGCAUUUUCCUUGGAAUUUACUUCAGUGUUGUUUUUCUCUGUACACAUUAUGAUUAAGGAAAAAGGUGCCAAGGAUUUGUAUCUUUCUUUCACCCAUUUUCUUAGUUCUUUUUAGUAAAUCCAUACUUAUUUU